AUGAUGUCAUCAGAUUUGGAAAUUGAUUAUACAAGUAAGUGGUAUUACAUUAACAACAUGUAUUUUAUCCUACAAAAUGAUAAAAUUUAUAGAUCAUCUUCAAUACCACAAGGUCAAUUUGAACAAAUUUUUCAAGCUGAUAGAGACAUUGAAGCUUUAUGUUAUGGAUCAAAUGUUUAUGUUCUCGUUUCAGGUGAAAUGGUCUAUUCAUAUCCCGUAAGUUAUAACAGACAUAUUUAUUUAUCACAGGAUUUAUCAAAUUGGGAAUUGGUUUAUUCAUUCACUCCAAAACUUACUCAAAAUUAUAGAUUUACAAAUUUAUUUUAUAUUGAUGGGUAUUUCAUUGCUUUAGGAUGUGGUGAUUUAGUAAAUAUCAGUAGUGAUGGAAGAAACUGGUCUGAAAUCACAAAAUUUCAAGAUGUUAGAAAAGCAAUUUUCAAAAAUAAUACGUUAAUAUUGAUAACAAGACCAGUUUUAAAUACUCACCCAAAUUCAAUAUUAUAUAAUAAAUUCAAUAUUCAUAAUGGAUUAAAUACAAUUCUUGAGAUGAUUUACCCCAUUGGUUCUAUUUAUACGUCAAUGAACUCAACAAAUCCAGCAACAGUUCUGGGUUUCGGUACGUGGAAGUAG
Molecule: messenger RNA, 630 nt
Organism: Trichomonas vaginalis G3
Lineage: Eukaryota; Parabasalia; Trichomonadida; Trichomonadidae
Product: sialidases family
Exons: 1
Coding region: 1-630 (209 amino acids)
Source: RefSeq, a predicted model, not a curated record